AUGGCUGACGAGGGUCUCGCUGAACAUUACCAGGUCUUGGAGGAGCUGGGCCGUGGGAGUUUUGGGGUUGUGUACAAGGGAAUUGAGAAGGCCACUGGCGAGAUUGUCGCUAUCAAACAUAUCGACCUCGAAUCCAGCGAAGACGAUAUCCAAGAGAUUCAAGGAGAAAUUGCUGUCCUCAGCACCUGCGCCAGCUCCUUCGUCACACAAUACAAGGGCAGUUUUCUCAGAGGACACAAGCUAUGGAUUGUCAUGGAAUACCUGGGUGGAGGUUCUUGUCUAGACCUGCUAAAACCCGAUAACUUCCCCGAAACCCACAUCGCCGUCAUCUGCCGAGAGCUUCUCCGAGGACUCGAGUACUUGCAUUCGGAGGGGAAGAUUCACCGGGACAUCAAAGCCGCCAACGUCCUAUUGUCCGAGACGGGGAAAGUCAAGCUGGCUGACUUCGGCGUUGCCGCUCAGUUGACCAACAUCAAGUCUCAACGCAAUACAUUUGUGGGAACCCCUUUCUGGAUGGCACCCGAGGUUAUCCAACAAGAUGGCUAUGGGUUCAAGGCGGACAUAUGGUCCCUGGGCAUCACCGCCAUGGAGCUAGCCAACGGCGAGCCUCCUCUGGCCCAUAUCCACCCCAUGAAAGUUCUCUUCCACAUCCCUAAGAAUUCUCCUCCCCGGCUAGAGGGCAACUUCAGCAGGGACUUCAAGGACUUUGUUGCACAGUGCCUUGUCAAGGACACAGAACGUCGGCCGUCUGCCAAGGACCUCCUGAAGCAUCGCUUCAUCCGGUCCGCCGGCAAGGUGGAAGCCCUUCAGGAACUUAUCCAGCGCAAACAGAUGUGGCAUGCCAACCAGGAGCGCAAAUCUCAUCCCGUAUUCUACCAAGAGACUCUCCAUACCAUCUCGCCGAAGGACGAGGCCGACGAAUGGGUGUUCGACACGGUCAAGUCGGUCGUUCCCAAGAGACCAACGGUCAGAUCUCGCAAGCCUUCGUCGAUCUUUUCGACCGAGGAGGCGCUGCGCAAGCUGGAACUCAAGGACGCGCCAUUAGGAUCAGCCUCUCCGGCGCCACGGACUAUGCGCCGAACAACAAGUCGCCGACAGCCAUCCAUCACGCAGGCCCAGGCAAACGGAUCGCCCCGCCCGACAGUGGCACGACGCCCGCUACAACCAGACAUGUCCUACGGCAACUCCGGGUCAACCAUGCGGCUCUUCCGCCGGGUGCCGUCCGACAGCUCCACCUCCGGACAGAUCGGCUACGGCGACACCGGCGACAAAGCCCCGAACAACGAGAACCGCCCUCCCAGCAUUGCGGCUCCGGCAGAGCCGACCAGCAAGGAAGCCCUGCUGGGACGACGCCUCUUCAACAAAGCCCUCGAUCCGACCCUCUCCGAACUACACGCCCAGACUUCCGCCAUGCCAAAACGAGAGGCUCUGGCCAAGCUUGCCGAUGCUUUCUCCAGCCUGGACGCCGUCGAUCCUGAAGGGGCCUACCACCUGCUCCGGAACCUGAUGACGGCCGUGUCCCAGGACGCGAAGUUGAGCAACGCCUUUAUGCCCCAGCAGUCCGUCAAGCUGCCGCCCUCGGACGGAACGCCGCAGGGCACCGUGAUCAUCAACCGUGCCGUGACGCCGUCCUCGGGCAGCCCUACCAAGCUCGUCCUGGCGCCCAACAACCCCCACCUGAGGAACCACAAGAAGCGCAACGCCGACCUCGGGACGCCCGAUUCGGCGACGGCGGCGGGGAAAGAUCCGGAGAAGAUGGCGCUCGAGGCCAAGUUCCCGGGACGCGAGGGAGGUCCCGGGAUGGAGCACUGCAAGCAGUUGUCGGACGUAUUGUACCAUCGCUGGGUGGAUGGUCUUCGGCUACGAUGGCCUGCUGUAUGA
Messenger RNA from Sodiomyces alkalinus F11, 1881 nucleotides. Its product is annotated as Pkinase-domain-containing protein. Bases 1 to 1881 code for a protein of 626 amino acids. Gene Ontology annotation, biological process: protein phosphorylation. The transcript is spliced from 4 exons. Gene Ontology annotation, molecular function: ATP binding; protein kinase activity. The record is from RefSeq and is a predicted model, not a curated record. NCBI's taxonomy places the organism in Eukaryota, Fungi, Ascomycota, Sordariomycetes, Glomerellales, Plectosphaerellaceae.